CGCGCGAAUUUGGAUGUUGAUGUUUUGGAGUUAGUUAGCUACAUUGGGAGUACUGCAGCAACAUGUUUGCCUAAUAAUAUAAUCCCCUUUAAACCUCUAACGUUACGUGUUUUUUGGACUCAUUAGCGUAACGUUGGUGUUGGCAGGUUGUAGGGUAUUAGGGCUGGCUGUGUUUUAGCAGUGAAUGGAGGAUGAGCAGCCCAGGACCAAGCAGCAGAACACCCAACCCAGCUGACCUUUUUGAAGAUUUAUGGAGGCAGCUCAGAGAGUGCCAGCAGAAUGCACUUCAAGAACUGGAAGGAAAAGUGAGCAAGUUGAAAAAAGAGCGCUGUUUAGAUGCUCAGAGACUUGAGGUGUUUUACAGUCGCACCCAGCAGCUAAAGGAGCAAAACAAAACCCUGCAGGAUGCCAUCAGUCUCUUGGAGGAAAGACUCCGUGCAGGAGAGUGUGAUCGAUGUGCCAUCUUAGAGGAGAGCCUAAAAAAUAACCAUGAUCAGAAUUUGUGCCUCAUCGCCAAACUGAAGAAUGAAAGAAACAGCCUCGAGGAUGAAAACAGAAAACUACAUGCUGAACUGCAGAAAUUAAAGAUGUCUCGCUCAGAGUUCCAGCAGGCCUCUUCCCCGGAACAAGAAGAAGGCAUCAUCCCAGACUCACCGAUUCUGCCAAGCUCGCUGCCUGUGGCAAACAAACUGAAGAAACAAAAGAAUAUCGACAAAAUGAAGCGCGUUCGCUAUGCAGAGAUACCUCUACCACAGUCUAACAACUCACUCUUCAGAGUUCUGGAUAAGGAGCCUGUUGAUGCUACAAAGAAUUCUGACCGAGCACAAGUGCUUGUGCCCAACACAUGUGAAUUGGACACAUCCCAAAUCUCAAAUGAUGUGAAACUAAACCUGGAAGAAGCGAUAGCAGAAACCUGUGGCCUUGAACUUAUUGACAAGCCUCGCAUGAAAACGGAGACAACUGCAGGCCAGCAAAGUGGCUCCAAAUCUUCCUGGAAGUAUGGCGUUCGUUUAAAACCUUACCGCUCCUCCCCUUCAUCCACGCUGCUCCCCAGCCCAGACUCGACCACAGAAAGGUCCCCAUCACUUCUCCCAGGUGUCAAAAGGUUUGCCGAGGACGGCUCCAUUAACAAAGCAAAACGGAAGAAGGAGGAAAGUGAGCCGUUGCAGGAGGAGGACAGACAAGGAAUCCAGGAAGGGGUGGACAAACAGAAGGAAGGCAAACGCAUACAACCUGAACUGAUCAACCGAACGUCCACACCUUUAAGCAAUCAAAGCUUCAACAAGGAGCUGCUGGACAGCAAGGUUCAGUCAGGACAAAAUGGGACUUCCAACCAAAGGCCAAAUGUGUCUUGUGUAAGUCCUGCUUUUAAGAAGCCAAAUGUUAAAGGGGACGCAAACAAGGCCGGUGUUGGGAAGAAAGGAAACCCGCGGCAGGAUCUGAAUGCCUCGCAUGAACAACAUAAAGGGAAAAAUGCUGAAAGGAGGCACAAAGUGGAGCCCAUGUGGAGCAUUGACCCUGCGCUCGCCCUGUCCAUGUAUGACAGUGAGUGGAGAGGAGACGAGAAAAAGGAGGACGAAGAUGAAUGUCCUGGAGAAUCGGUAGAUACCGACUGCACUUGGGUCAGUCACAGCUUACUCCAGUGUCGGGGAGAAAAUGCCCGGGACAGAAGGGAGUGUGUGUCUGGACUGGGCGAGAAGACAACUGACAGUUUGGAUAUGAUGUUUGACACAACAGCUAACGGGGAGUACAGGUCUUACAACAAUUCACACUUGGGCCAAAGCCAGCCUUGUGGUGAUGAGGAUGAUGAAGAUGAAGAAGAAGAAGAAGAAGAGGGCGAUGAUCAACAAGAUCCUCAUGAAAACACUAUGAGCCAAAUGAAGAGGCGCAAAGCACAACGUCCAACAUUUGCACACGUGACUGUGGUUCGCAAGAAAGACGAGAGAAGAAAACUGAAGGGCACUACCUGCAAGGAAUGUGACGUGUAUUACGCCCAUCUACCAGAGGAGGAAAAGCAGAAAAAGCUGUCUGCCUGCUCGCGGCACCGAUUUCUGUAUAUUCCUCCCUGUACUCCUGAAAACUUCUGGGAAGUAGGAUUCCCAUCAACUCAAACAUGCAUUGAAAGAGGUUAUAUCAAAGAAGAGAAAAAUCCCCAGGCACGUACUCGGAGAAGACAACCAUUCAAUGCUUUAUUCUCCCCGAAGCAAAACCAGCAGGAGAGCUAAAAAAUACUUGAAUUGGUCCAUUCACAGAAAAGAAUUACAGUAUAUAAAGAGAAGGCCUGUCGCACAAUGAAGCUCUGUAUUAUACUGUGACCUUAUUAGGAAUGUUGACCCUUUGUCAUCUUUUAUUCAGUUUUAAGUGCAUAAUGUCAAUGUGCUGACUGUAUGUAUAUACUGUUUGACUGGUUUAGUUAAGACUUUUCUAGAUAGUGAGUAUGCUUGGGCUACGUUUGGGUAAAUAAAAAUGACUAUGACUCCAUGACUACGGAGUGAUGUAAGUGA
Molecule: messenger RNA, 2504 nt
Organism: Sander lucioperca (pikeperch)
Lineage: Eukaryota; Metazoa; Chordata; Actinopteri; Perciformes; Percidae
Gene: rbbp8
Product: retinoblastoma binding protein 8
Exons: 19
Coding region: 192-2225 (677 amino acids)
Biological process (GO): DNA double-strand break processing involved in repair via single-strand annealing; double-strand break repair via homologous recombination
Cellular component (GO): site of double-strand break
Molecular function (GO): flap-structured DNA binding; damaged DNA binding; single-stranded DNA binding
Source: RefSeq, a predicted model, not a curated record